Fomitopsis serialis is the source of this 1894-nucleotide messenger RNA. RefSeq names its product WD40 repeat-like protein. Bases 1 to 1629 code for a protein of 542 amino acids. The record is from RefSeq and is a predicted model, not a curated record. Gene Ontology annotation, cellular component: cytoplasm; Cul4-RING E3 ubiquitin ligase complex. The transcript is spliced from 13 exons. Gene Ontology annotation, molecular function: protein binding. Gene Ontology annotation, biological process: negative regulation of fatty acid biosynthetic process. NCBI's taxonomy places the organism in Eukaryota, Fungi, Basidiomycota, Agaricomycetes, Polyporales, Fomitopsidaceae.
AUGCCGGUGAAGCGACGGCGUGUCUCUCAGGGACUGGGGUCAUCGACCGCAAGGAACGCUUCGUCGCUCAAUCAUACGCGGAGCACAUCCAUUGAGGCACUCCUUGACGGCGGCCUUCCUUAUUCAAGAAAGCUACGUGGGCAUACUGCCUGCGUGAACGCGCUCGCCUUCUCUCAGUCCGGACGCUGGCUCGCAAGCGGCGGAGAUGAUCCACACAUCCGACUCUGGGAUUUCCAUCAGGAUGACUUGCGGGAGCCAUCACAGCACUUCGCUGGUCAUAGGACCAACAUCUUCGCCCUAGCGUUCUCGGCAUCGAGCAAGUUCCUCUAUUCAGGAGCAACAGACAAUAGUAUUCACACAUACGACCUCGAAUACUCGCGCUCGUUGGACUCGCGAGCCGUUUCUGACCCGGAUACUAUCCACUUGUUACACAAGGACAGCAUCCGUGGUUUGUCGUGCCACCCACAGCACGACGAGAUCUUCCUGAGUGCCAGCGACGAUGGCUGCAUCAUCAUGCACGACAUGCGCGCGCAGAGCACACUGACCCGGGCACAGGGUACGCUGCAACACGAUACCGAGUUCACCAGCGUGCAGUUCCACCCCGAGAUGCCGCAUAUUUUUGUGACGAGCGAUAACCGUGGGGAGGUGUGCUUGCGCGACACGCGGACAGCGUUCGGGCCAAGAAGCCAGAGGCGGGACAAGGGCGUCGCGCAGAAGUAUGUAACCACGAUCUCGAAGCCGUCCACACGGUACCUCAGCAAUCCGGAGGUUAGCAGUGUGACGUUCGAUCGCACAGGGACGAAGUUGGCUGCAACUAUGACACACUUCUCCCCUACUAUCUACUCACUCUCUGAUCCAUAUCCAAUCGCUGUGUGUACAGCGUCUACCCAGCCCGAUGGCUCGCCCAUACCACAGGGUGAGCGUAGCUAUGCGAACUCGUGUACCAUCAAGCAUGGUUCCUUUGGCGGUGGCGGAGUUCUCGACGACCCCUACUACUGUGCAGGCUCCGACGACUUCCGGACUUACAUAUGGAAAAUUCCUUCCCCUGCCAUUCUGGCGCAACAACGAGAAGAGUAUAUUAGUGACGACUGGUCAAGCGAGAACUCCAACACAAUUGGUGCGUGGCUCUUUGCUACCCUAUUCAGCUUUCGUUCCCUCAGCUAUCGGUUUCCAGGCUUCGCUGCAUCCUCUACAGAUGCGCGGCGUGUCCCUGUUACGCUCUCGCGGCCCGUUACCCGUCUCACUGGUCACAGCUCUAUCGUGAACACAGCCCUCAUGCACCCCACCUUUCCUGCUGUCCUCACAGCCGGCAUCGAACGCGACAUCCUCUUGCACUCGCCCACACCCGCCGCGCCUUUCCUGCCCUCUACCUCCCUGACUCUGACGCCAACGGCUGUGCGGCCUCUUCCUCCGGCUGAGAUGGCUUGGUCUCGACGCGUCAUGCGAAUGAUGAUUCCGCAGACCCUGGACGAAGUCGAGCCUGAGGACGAUAGCACGACUAUCGCAAUGUUCGACCAAAUUAUCUGCGAAGAGAGCGACGCGGACGUGUUCGCUGUGCGGAGAUGGAAUGGAGAUGCGCACGGGGACGAGGAUACGGAUGAUGCCAUGACAGGCAUCGACGAAGCAUGACACUUCUGUGACCACUUAUAUCACGGUCGGUGUCCACAGUAUCUGUCAGCUUUAGGGUAGAGGUUUUCUGCGAUACGAAACCACUUUAGCAACAAUCGUAGACCAACGUACGACGGAUGAAUUAAGUCACACUCUGACCACAGCGACUGGAGUCUGUGAACAGACCUCCUGGCGGGGCUGGGUAUCGCUCUCGCCAUGCCCGGCAGACGCGUCGAGAGGCCGGUGCGAUGCCCCGAUAUGUGCAGGGGCGCGGCGGAGAGGCCGG